GACUGGAAUGACAUUUAAUAGGAUUUACGUCCAUGAGGAUGAGAUAGUGAAGCUCUUUGAGACCCUUCCACAUCCACAAAAUAUCCCAGUUUCUGUUCUUCACAGUUUUUUCGUGAAGGGUGACACGAUGGGGUUUGAACUGGGAGAGUACGACUUGGAGGCUUCCGGGCUAUAUCCAGACCUCGAAUUUAGAACGAUCGAUCAACUUCUUGAUAUUUUUUUGACUAGCCCUCCAGAUCGUGCAGCUGCUGCCUUUGAAUGAGUUUUAUGAUCUGCGAUUUCCAUGUCUUGAAUUUGUUUUCUUGUUUGUAACGUCCGCAGAUAGACGGACAUCUAAAAGGUCAGGUUGUGAGGCCGAGGCCAUUAUUAUUAAUAAUCGGAGUCCUUUCUUU
Molecule: messenger RNA, 392 nt
Organism: Populus euphratica (Euphrates poplar)
Lineage: Eukaryota; Viridiplantae; Streptophyta; Magnoliopsida; Malpighiales; Salicaceae
Product: eugenol synthase 1-like
Exons: 2
Coding region: 8-262 (84 amino acids)
Source: RefSeq, a predicted model, not a curated record